This is a messenger RNA of Mycotypha africana, 2556 nucleotides long. Its product is annotated as Rho GTPase activation protein. Gene Ontology annotation, biological process: regulation of actin cytoskeleton organization; mitotic actomyosin contractile ring assembly actin filament organization; regulation of GTPase activity. Gene Ontology annotation, cellular component: mitotic actomyosin contractile ring; cytoplasm. The transcript is spliced from 2 exons. Gene Ontology annotation, molecular function: calmodulin binding; GTPase activator activity; actin filament binding. Bases 1 to 2556 code for a protein of 851 amino acids. NCBI's taxonomy places the organism in Eukaryota, Fungi, Mucoromycota, Mucoromycetes, Mucorales, Mycotyphaceae. The record is from RefSeq and is a predicted model, not a curated record.
AUGAAAGAACUGAGUCAGCAAUAUCAUCAAAUUCAACAAUAUGAAUUACAUGCCGGUCGUUUAAGAAAAGAGGGCAAAUAUACAGCACAACUUCAUGAAAAAGCAUAUCAACGCUUGAAAUAUGAAAAAAACCCCUCUGUGGGCGUUGUUAAAAGUGUUCUACAUAUGCUCAGCAAUAACGACGUCGAUUUUGACGAAGAUCUUAUUAUUGAAGAUUUACGUCAAAAGGUAAUUGAAUCCAUUCAAGAGAACAAUCAACUUGACAGUCAAGCUAGAAUGAUCGAUAUCCAAAUCGCACUGUUGGUUAAAAAUGCUGUCACCCUGGAUGAAGUCGUGAAAUUGAGUAAUGCCUUUUUCGGUCAUACACGCAAAAAGCAACGACAACAACGAUUCUCUCAGAUACUGUCCUCAAGUGCCUCCAGUAAUCCGUAUGAUUUGCGUGGUGUGGACAAAUCCCAUCGCGAAAAAUUAGAAUUAUAUCAGCAGCUUGUUUAUUUACUACAAACUGAACCUGUUUAUCUAGCACGCCUUAUGUCUGUUGCUGGUGGCCAAGUUCAAGCUGAGAAAAAGGGCGAACGUAAGGUAGAUGCUACUGUCCUCGCGUUAUUUGGUUAUGGCACUAAUGCCCGUGAAGAAUGCCUAUUGAUCAAUUUAUGCAAGGCCUGUAUCGUACAAGAGAUGAAGCACGUAAAAAAUCCUCAAGAAUUUAUGCGAGGCAACUAUACCUUUAUGAAGCUUGUUGUUCAAGUCAACCGUGGUGCGAAAGAAAGAGAAUUCUUUUCUUCUCUUUUCCAAGACUUAUUUGACAAGGUAUUAAAUGACAAUGACCUCGAUUUGGAGACAAAUCCUAUGAUCAUAUAUAAGAAAUGUAUCAGUCAAGAAGAAUCAGCAUCUGGUCAGCCAUCAAAAAGACCGUAUGACAUUACCUUAGCACAAGCACUUCAGGAGCCUGAUGUUACACGUAUUCUUUCUGAACAUCUUGCCUCACUUCGCAACAUCACAGAGGAGUUUUUGAAAGCUAUCAUUAAGACCGUCAAGACAAUGCCAUAUGGCAUGCGGGUCAUUGCUAGGGAGCUUCGUUUAGUCAUGGAAGACAACUUCCCUGAAGAGCCUUCUGAAGAAAUCAUAAAAAUUCUUGGUAACUUUAUCUAUUACAGAUAUCUCAGCCCAGUCAUCACAGCACCUGAGCAAUAUGUGACAGUGGGUCACGACAUUACCACAGGACAACGAAAAAAUCUUGCAGAGAUUUCUAAAAUGUUACAACAUAUUUCCAACGGAAAAGGUUUCGAUGCGCAUAAUGUUCAGCUCAAUGCUUUGAAUGAAUACAUGCAACAAGCUUCGGAGAGAUUUACACAGUGGUUUUUAGACUUGACCGAUGUAGAAGAUCCAGAAGAGCAUUUCGGUAUGGAUCAUUUGUCAGAUUAUACAAAUACACAAAAGCCCACAGUAUAUGUUCAUCCUGUUGAGUUGUACCAUAUUCAUCAACUACUGGAAGAAAAUGUUGAAUUCAUCGAACGAAACAAUACUGGCAUUUUGCAUUCUAUUUUAGCAGAGUUGGGCGAGGCCCCUAAAAACUUUGAAGCAAGUGCACCUUUGCAUGUUCUCCGUCUUGAACUGAGUGAUCGUCGCGAAAAUAUACCUACAGAAGCAGGCGGUGAUAUAAAAAAACUUCUUUUGGAUACAAAGCGAUUAGUGAUGCUGGUCAUUCAAGUCCAAUCAGGACCGACUCUAGAAGAUAUAUUCAAGGAACCUGUAACAGAAGAGCAUGAAGAUAUUUGGAAGCUGGUACGUGAGCAAGCUUUCCCUUCAGAGGGUUCUGAACAAGAAAUGGAAAGAGCGAAUCGCGAAAGGCAUUUCAAGUUCGGCUAUCAGAAUGCUUCAAUGGACGUUAAAGAGUUAAGCUUUUCGAAGCUCAAGUCUUUUACCUUUACACUUCAUAACCAUUUGAUGAAGCAUGGGAUUAUACCAGAAAGUCCUGGAUAUCAAAGCAUUAUCAAUAUGAUUGCUGUUGAUAUCACUAAGAAGGGCGAGCGACGAAAGCUUCGUAACGCCGAGAUAAAGAAACUUCAAAACAUUCUCAAACAUCUGCAGGAGAAAAAGCAGUUCUUAGUCGAUCAAGGCGCUAGUUACAAAGAAUAUCUUGACGGCUGUAUGAAAAACAUGGCUGAAAAACGAGGAAAGAAGCAGAAGUUUGUAUUUCCUUUUACGAAACAAUAUUUCCAUAUGAAGAAUUUGCAGCGUCGUGGAUUGGUGCCAAAAUUCGGCUCUUUCAAAUACACAGCAAAGGCGCUUUAUGACAGGGGCAUUAUCAUUGAUUUGGUUGGCGUACCAAAGAAGCUUUAUGCUCGUAUCACUAUUAUUUUGUCAAUGGAUCGUGCUGGUAUCAUUACAUUUGAGGGAUAUUUUCCACUGUCACAUAACCAGGAUUUGCAUGUAGAUGUGCAGUACGAGGAUCUGCUACAGACACAAUAUGAAGGUAUACAAACAAUGAAAGUUUUAGAUGGAAUGGCUACAGUCAACGUCAAUCUAUUAAUAUAUCUGAUCAAUAAGAAGUGA